Alternaria rosae is the source of this 1934-nucleotide messenger RNA. RefSeq lists its product as uncharacterized. The transcript has 3 exons. Lineage: Eukaryota; Fungi; Ascomycota; Dothideomycetes; Pleosporales; Pleosporaceae. Bases 130 to 1788 code for a protein of 552 amino acids. The record is from RefSeq and is a predicted model, not a curated record.
GGUCGACUGCCUACACAUCCCUCUACUUAUGACCUAAGAUUGUUCGCGAUACAUAAUGUCUCAAGUAGCAUCAACUCGAUUCUGUCCACGGCUCUCGAACCGCUUACAACUUCGCACCGCAUUCUCUACAUGGCUUCAUCCAGCGAUCAAAAGACGUCCAAGAGACGAGUCGGACGCCAGCGCCAGCCCCCUCUUGCACCUGGACCUCCAUUUCAGUUUGUCGUCGCCAGUCACCCGGAUGAUUUCAAGGAUGGGAAGAUCAUGAGAAAAGUACGAUCGCACGUCAUGUAUACACACCGCGAAGCCUUGUCACCUACGGACACAGCUGGGAGUCAAGAAGGCAGUAGCACACCAAAUCUCACGACACGUACACCUAGCCCAGCGAUAGCCAGCACGAGCAGCAUGUCACAGACGAUUGCUUCACAGGCAGCUACUUCCUCAAGGCACCAUGGCAGUGGGUGGGAACAAGAUGCGCAUGGAAUUCAAAUACCGUCACCAUCUACCCAUCCCGUGCGAGUGCUUGCCGCUCGGAUACAUUCCGCAAUCACCAAAGCGUCCCCUCAUAGCCAGGCCCGAGUCUUCGACGAGGUCCCUGGGUACCCUUUUCCCGGGGGCAACGCUUCCCGACAUGAGUUGUUGGAUGAUCUGAAGCGUGAAUGGAUUGGCACUACCACCUUCUACUGUUACGACCAAGCGUGGAUGCAAUACGUUUGCGGCAAUCAUCUUUCGUUCCUUAGCCACGUACACGCGACACUGGUCUAUCAAGAUCUCGACGAAGGCCUACUAUACGACAGUGAUCUUACUGUAUAUGCGAAGACCAGGAUGCUAGGGCUGUUCCAUGGCCGACUGGAUACAGAUGAUACCACCGUUCUCAGCAUACUCCACAUGCUCAUCAGCGAAAUCGGUAGCCCUGAGGAAGAUGCAUUCGGUGUACAUCAGGAUGGCUUGGUGACCUGUAUAAGGAACCGACGAGACGGGCUAGGCCCAAACAUCGCGACGUUCAUGACUUUGGUCAUGCUCACCUUUGCCAUCUGUCGCGGACAGAACGAGUCGGUCGAACUCACACCACGAUCAUCUUCUGAAGCUUGGAUCGGUCACAACAGUCCGGUCUCGCCGCUGUUAGUUUCCCGGGAGCAUAUACCCUCUCUAUACCGCAACGGCUCAACAACUACAAACGACAUCAUCCGAAAGAUGCAGAGGUGUACCUACAUCUUCCUGACAAGAUGGACACACAAAGGUGACCCUCAUAUGAUUUCAAGCGGCCAGAUAGCGACAUGCGACGCAGAACUACAAGACAUAUAUUCUGAUCUGCUUUUACUGCCCUCUGCAGAAUACGACAAUCAGCCAGACUGGAUCUACGAGAGCUGUCGUAUUGCUGCUUUGAUCUACUGUAGAUCGGUAGUCCAUGGUGCAACACUUGCGGAUUCGGCAAAUAUCAUGCACGCAAGCAUAUCUGGCUCUAGCUCCGAAAGCAUUACUCUCCUUGCAGCCUUACAUUCUGCGCUCGCCAAAUCAGAGGUUCAAACCUGCUGGGGCUUCGACCUAUCUGGCGCUUUCCUCUGGGUAGCUCUCGUAGGAGCAGCGGCAUCAUGGUCCGCACCGCACUCCUCUUCAGAUGAGGCAUUGCAAGCUUCAGCCUGGAUGAGGAAGUGCUUUGCGCUAUAUGCAGUCAGAGCGGCAGUCUCAGUCCCUUUUGACUAUGCCGACGCCACGAUACAAGCCUUGCGCACAAUGCUGCAGGUCCGGCGGUUUAUAACUGUCAAAAUGGGCCCGACCCUCCCUCAAUGAGCUCAUCGCGCAUCCCCAUUUUCGUUCUGGUCGCUUGUACGCUCAGUUUUCCAAUUCUCGUCACCUGUACAACAGUCGUUUCGUUCACGUCACUUGUGUUAUCAUGGUAUUCGCGUGGUCGCUAUAGCCACGGAAGGAUCUCGCAG